This is a messenger RNA of Sebastes umbrosus (honeycomb rockfish), 2733 nucleotides long. Its product is annotated as E3 ubiquitin/ISG15 ligase TRIM25-like. The record is from RefSeq and is a predicted model, not a curated record. Bases 139 to 1827 code for a protein of 562 amino acids. The transcript has a single exon. Gene Ontology annotation, molecular function: zinc ion binding; protein binding. NCBI's taxonomy places the organism in Eukaryota, Metazoa, Chordata, Actinopteri, Perciformes, Sebastidae.
UGCGCUCACACCUCAUUCACCGCAGAUCAGUGAGUGAACAUCAAAAGGGGAACUCAGUUUUGGUUCGGAUCAGUGCCCAACGUCUUUCUUGUAUGAGGAAGUGAAGCUAUUUGUCAAUCACUAUCUCUGAGAGGUGAAAUGGCGCAGCGAGGAAUUCAGAUGGACGAGGAAAAACUCUGCUGUUCGAUCUGUUUGGAUCUACUGAAGGAUCCGGUGACUAUUUCCUGUGGUCACAACUACUGUAUGAGCUGUAUUAGAAGCCACUGGGAUGAAGAGGAUCAGAAGGGAAUCUACAGCUGUCCUCAGUGCAGACUGCUCCUUGUACCGAGGCCUGUGCUGUUGAAAAACACCAUGUUGGCAGAUUUAGUGGAGGACCUGAAGAAGACAGGACUCCAAGCUGCUCCAGCUGAUCACUGCUAUGCCGGACCUGGAGAUGUGGCCUGUGAUUUCUGUACUGGGAGAAAGCUGAAAGCUCUCAAGUCCUGUCUGCAGUGUCUGGUCUCUUACUGUGAGCAGCACCUCCAGCCUCACUAUGAAUCCCCUGCCUUUGAAAAACACAAGCUGGUCGACGCCACCAAGAAGCUUCAAGAGAACAUCUGCACUCGUCACAAUGAGGUGAUGAAGAUUUUCUGCCGCACUGAUCAGCAGUGUAUCUGUUAUCGCUGCUCCAUGGAUGAACAUAAAGGCCACGACACAGUCUUAGCCUCAACAGAAAUGACUGAGAAACAGAAAGAGCUCGGGGCGAGUCGGCAAAAGAUCCAGCAGAGAAUCCAGAAGAGAGAAAAAGAUGUGAAGGUGCUCCAGCAGGAGGCGGAUGCUAUCAAUUGCUCCGCUGAUAAAGCAGUGGAGGACAGCGAGAAUAUCUUCACAGAUCUGAUCUGUCUCAUUGAGAAAAGAAUCUCAGAUGUGAAGCAGCAGGUCAGAUCUCAGCAGAAAACUGAAGUGAGUCGAGUCAAAGAGCUUCAGAAAGAGCUAGAGGAGGAGAUCAUCGAACUGAGGAGGAAAGACACUGAGCUGGAGCAGCUGUCACACGGAGAGGACCACACCCAGUUUCUACUCAGGUACCCCCUUCUGUCACAUCUUAGUGAAUCUACAGACUUACCCAGGAAAAAUAUCUGUCCUCUGAGGUAUUGGGAGGAUGUGCCAGUGGCUGUGUCAGAGGCCAGAGAUAGACUACAGGACAUUCUUAGUGAGGAAUGGAUCAAGAUCUCACAUACACUGACUAACCAGGAUGUGCUACUGCCACAAGAAGACCCCAAGAGCAGAGAUGAAUUCUUAAAGUAUUCACAAAGAAUCACACUGGAUCCAAACACAGCACACCCUCGGCUGUUAUUAUCUGAGGAGAACAGAAAAGCAACAAACAUGAGUAAAAAACAAUCGGAUUCUAGUCAACCAGAUCGAUUUAUUAACAGGUCUCAGGUCCUGAGUCAAGAGAGUCUGACUGGACGUCAUUACUGGGAGGUAGAGUGGAGUGGGAUAGGUGUUCAUGUAGCUGUCACAUACAAGGAUAUUGCCAAAAAAGGAGCAGAAAGUGAAUUUGGAAACAAUGACAAGUCUUGGGCAUUAGAUUGUUCAGUUGAAGGUUAUGAAUUCAGUCAUAACGGAAGUGAUACUUCUAUCUCAGGUCCUCAGUCCUCCAGAGUAGGAGUGUACCUGGAUCACAGGGCAGGUAUUCUGUGUUUCUACAGCGUCUCUGAAACCAUGACUCUCCUCCACAGAGUCCAGACCACAUUCACUCAGCCACUCUAUGCUGGGCUCAGGGUUUAUAGUAUUUUGGGUUUUAGAUCAUCUGCUGAGUUUUGUGAGCCAGAAGACAAAGGCUGUUAAAGAGGCACUGGGUGAGUUUUUGUUGUGAGUGUGUAAAUACAUCUUUAUCUAUCUUUGCUGCUCAGCUGCCUUCACUGUUUGAUCACAAUCACUGAUCAUAUGACUACAGGAGUUUUCUUUUUUAUUCAAAUACCUUUUUAAUUUUGGUUAUUGUGUCUACUGAAAAAAACAACAAAAAAAUAAAUAAUAAAAAAUGUUAAAAACUGAGAUAUUAACUAAAAUAUUCAAAAAGAAAUAUACAACAUAAUGUAAUGGUUAAUGGUAAAAGAGAUGGAGCUGUUCAUUGAUAUUGAUCAGUAUUCAUUGUGUAUAUUACUAAUUCAAUGUUUCUGGGAUAUUUAUAUUAUUUGUAACAUGGUUAUAUGGAAAUAAAUAGAUUUUGAACUAAAACUUCUAGUAAACAGUAAAUAUGUAAACAAUAAACAUGACCAAAACAUGGAGAGCGCCUGAGUAUAUCUUUAUAAAUUAUAUCAUAAAUGUUGUAUUUUAGUGUAUUUUCAUCAAAUGUAUAGUUACUGUUGUAGUCAAAGUGUAGUAUAAUACAUUCAGUUGCAUCACAUGUCUGUGGGAUCAUGGCUUUAAUGGUGAUAUUGCCUUUGAAAUUAAGAUUUUAUACUAUGCUUUUUUUUAUUGCUUCUCCAUUGGAAUCUCCAUGUUAAUGUAGUUUUGUUUACAAACCAUUUAUUCAUAUUACUUAGUUUCUAACCUUUCUAAUGAGACCAAAUAUGCAUACAUGCCUUAUGAUUGAGGAACUGGUCGUGAUUUUUCUGAGGAAUAAGGCUAGAGCUCAGGAGGUUAAAUAAUGUGUAUAUGGAUAUAAGAAUGUAUGGAAAGAGUGAACCAGUUUACCAAUUUACUGAUUGGAUAUGUGAACAAAAUUAAUCAAUAAAGUUUUUUCAAAAUGAA